Molecule: messenger RNA, 1410 nt
Organism: Diaporthe amygdali
Lineage: Eukaryota; Fungi; Ascomycota; Sordariomycetes; Diaporthales; Diaporthaceae
Exons: 1
Coding region: 1-1410 (469 amino acids)
Source: RefSeq, a predicted model, not a curated record
AUGGCUGGAUAUCUAGUAGUCGGUGGUAUUCUCGCGCUCGCACAGCCGGCUUUUGCCGCGCCCGUCAUCGAAGAGCGGUUCGUCUCAACCCCAGCAACCACAAUCACAUCGGCUGCUGCCCAUACAGCACCUGUGGUGCCUGUGACCGAUGUCACAAGUCACGGUCCUUACACUGGUCCCUCGCCCACAACCACCGGAGCGCAGUCCACGAGCGUCCUCGCCGCUUCCGUCCCUGCACUGCCGCCAAACCCAGCAAAGUUUGACUACCCUGCUGAUGGAAAGCUUCACGCCAACCAGCCUGCACCCUACACACCGGCUGGUGGACAGGGCACCAAUGGCUCUGAGCCCGUGUAUCGUGUACAAUCCGAUUUCGAUUACCAGUCCAUCGCCCUCGGUCUGUACCAAGAAUGGAUCGAGUUGGACCUCUUCCACUACGGUCUCGCCACUUAUUCUGCUAAGGAUUUCGAGGCUGCCGGCUUGACCGCCGAGGACCGGUUCUUGCUGGAGUUCAUGGCUGACCAGGAGGUCGGACAUGCGACUCUCUUGACCAACAUGCUUGGCCCCAACGCCCCCAAGCAAUGCACCUACAACUACCCAUCGAUGAACGUGCGCGAGUACGUUGACUUCUCUCAGAAGCUAACUCGAUGGGGUGAGUCUGGUGUCUACGGUUUCCUGAACCAUCUUGACGCUCGCGAGGUCGGGCAGCUUCUUCUGCAGUCGAUUUCCACCGAAGCUCGUCAGCAGAUGAUCUUCCGCCAGUUCAACGGCCAGUUCCCCAUGCCCGUGUGGUUCGAGUGCGGCAUUCCCCAGUCGUGGGCAUGGACUCUGCUCGCCCCUUACAUCUCGUCCUGCCCCGCGGGUACGCAGCAACUCAUCUGGCAGAACUUCCCUGCGCUUCAUAUCCUCAACCAGCCUAACGCAGCCCGCAUUAAUGGUGCUGAUGUGUGGAAUGAGACCCUGGGCGACUAUGCCAACACUCUGAGCACCGAGGGUAUCAAGCACAAGGAUGCUUGCGUCAACUCGACUGUCGUUGGCGAGGACUGCUCACCGGCCAUCACCCACAAUCGUACCCAACCGCUGUCAUACCCUGGUCGUGAGGUCUUCCUGCAGUGGGAGAAGCCCGGCCAGGCCGUCGGUCCCAACAACAGUUACGUCACAUCUACCUCUGCUGGCGCGCCCAAGUUCGCUCUCUGGGCGUCGCAGCUGAACGUGACUUACUCCCCCUUGUUGAACAUCAGCGGCAAUUCAGCGUAUACCAUUCAGCCCAACGUCUCUACCUACGAAGGUGAUCCAGCUAUCAAUGGCACCAUGUUCCUCGCGCUCACCGACGAAGAAAUUCCCGUCACACCGUUCAACUUAAGCCAAGUCAACCCUCACGUCUAUGCACUGGCUCUGUACCAGGCCGGUUAA